Messenger RNA from Phialemonium atrogriseum, 2440 nucleotides. Its product is annotated as putative malate synthase. The coding region runs from base 445 to 2073 and encodes 542 amino acids. NCBI's taxonomy places the organism in Eukaryota, Fungi, Ascomycota, Sordariomycetes, Cephalothecales, Cephalothecaceae. The record is from RefSeq and is a predicted model, not a curated record. Gene Ontology annotation, biological process: glyoxylate cycle. Gene Ontology annotation, cellular component: cytoplasm; peroxisomal matrix. The transcript is spliced from 6 exons. Gene Ontology annotation, molecular function: malate synthase activity.
UUGUAAACCGCCACAGGUGUGGGGCUGGAUAGCGAGCUUCCUUACUUGUCACCACAUGUAAUUGCCGAGACUGGCUCUGUCUUAUCGUGUUUUCGUCAUGACCCUUCAACUCUCGGGAACUAGGACGAUCGAGCCCCCCAUGGUAGGCUGGUAGCUCUGGUACAGUCAUAAGAAUGUCGAGUGGCUUUAAGCUUUAUCAUCCCUCCCUCUCCCACGCUUCGUGACACAACACCCUUCGAUCCCUUUUAUCGUUACUUUCCCUUCCCUUCAGACAGCCGAUUCCGUUCUUGAAGGUCAAAAAGUGUAGGACGUAGAUCGAGACUCGAACCUUGAACAUACAUAUACGAACGCUACUGCUGGCACAGUUCAAGAGCCAGUUCCAUCCCCAUCGCCAUCCCUAGAACAACCCCGGCUAGACGACUACCUACUCAUCGCCUGCUCACCAUGGCUUCCACCGACGCCAUUCUCCAGGGAGUCGACGUCCUGGGCGCCAUCCAAGAGCAGCACAGGAAAAUCCUCACGCCCCAGGCGCUCGCCUUCCUCGCGCUCCUCCACCGGUCCUUCAACGCCACGCGCAAGGACCUAAUCGAGCGGCGCAAGGACCGCCAGGCCGAACUGGACAGGGGCGGCCUGCCAGAUUUCCUCCCCGAGACCAGGCACAUCCGCGAGAACCCAACCUGGAAGGGCGCCCCGCCCGCCCCGGGGCUCGUCGACCGCCGCGUCGAGAUCACGGGUCCCACCGACCGCAAAAUGGUCGUCAACGCCCUGAACUCGGACGUGUGGACGUACAUGGCCGAUUUUGAGGACUCCACCGCCCCGACCUGGGACAACAUGAUCAACGGGCAGGUGAACCUGUACGACGCCGUGCGGCGCCAGGUGGACUUCAAGCAGGGGCCCAAGGAGUACAAGCUGCGGACCGACCGGCCGCUGCCGACGCUGAUUGUGCGGCCGCGCGGCUGGCACCUGGAGGAGAAGCACAUCACGGUCGACGGCGAGCCCAUCUCGGGCUCGCUGUUCGACUUUGGCCUGUACUUCUUCCACAACGGCCACGAGGCGGUCAAGCGCGGCUUCGGGCCUUACUUCUACCUGCCCAAGAUGGAGUCGCACCUCGAGGCGCGGCUGUGGAACGACGCGUUCAACCUCGCCCAGGACUUUGUCGGCCUCCCGAGGGGCACCAUCCGCGGCACCGUGCUGAUCGAGACCAUCAUGGCCGCCUUCGAGAUGGACGAGAUCAUCUACGAGCUGAGGGACCAUAGCUCCGGCCUCAACUGUGGCCGCUGGGACUACAUCUUCAGCACCAUCAAGAGGUUCAGGCAGAACUCAAACUUUGUGCUCCCCGACCGCGCUUGCGUUACCAUGACGGUGCCGUUUAUGGAUGCUUAUGUUAAACUCCUGAUCCAGACCUGCCACAAGCGGGGAGUCCACGCCAUGGGGGGCAUGGCUGCCCAGAUCCCCAUCAAGGACGACAAGGCGGCCAACGACAAGGCUAUGGACGGUGUGCGGGCCGACAAGCUGCGCGAGGUCAAGGCCGGCCACGACGGGACAUGGGUUGCCCAUCCAGCCUUGGCCGCCAUCGCGUCCGAGGUCUUCAACAAGCACAUGCCGACGCCGAACCAGCUGUUUGUGCGGCGCGAGGACGUCAAGAUCGGCCAGAACGACCUUCUCAACAUGAACGUCCCCGGCAAGGUCACCGAGGAGGGCAUCCGGAAGAACCUCAACAUCGGCCUGGGGUACAUGGAGGCGUGGAUCCGCGGCGUCGGUUGCGUCCCUAUCAACUAUCUCAUGGAGGACGCCGCGACGGCCGAGGUGUCUCGCUCGCAGCUGUGGCAGUGGGUACGGCAUGGCGUGACCACGGCCGAGGGCAGGAGGGUCGACAAGGGCUACGCGCUCAAGCUGCUCAAAGAGACGGCCGACGGGCUCGCCGCCAAGGCCCCCAAGGGCAACAAGUACCACCUCGCCGCGCAGUACUUUGCCGGCCAGGUCACCGGCGAGGACUAUGCUGAGUUCCUCACCACGCUCCUUUACGACGAGAUCACCGCUGCAGGCAGCCCGUCUCCGGCGGCGAAGCUUUGAGAUGGGGGACGUGGGAGAGUUUGGACAGUUUUGUUUUGGAAUCUCGUUUUCCAAAGGAGGGAGAACAGAAUCGCAUUCAUCUAAUCUAGCUUUGGGGAGAUUGGAGGUACUGGGGGGGUUUGUGAGUAUGGAUUUCCCAUCAACCACCCGAGGACUCUUGAACUAGGAAACGGGCUCCAUGUGGGCUGGGUCUGCCCGGUAGUUAAUUGUAAGAAGCCACGAUGGUAUUUGACCGGCUAGUUAGGUCCGGAAGACAAACUGGUUGUCCCGAACUGCAGUGCCCACAGCCGGUGACAUGGUCUCCUUAAUCGAGGGGAUAAACGUAGAUCGUAGGAUAACAUAACGCCAGAAAUGGGAGAAGUCCGAG